Pocillopora meandrina is the source of this 517-nucleotide messenger RNA. The record is from the annotation of a GenBank genome assembly. Lineage: Eukaryota; Metazoa; Cnidaria; Anthozoa; Scleractinia; Pocilloporidae.
AUGCUGUUUAUGCACUAUUGUAUCUGGGAAGCAUUAAAAUCAGCCAAAGGUAAAUUUUAAACAUUUUAGUGAAUUUUAAAUUAAGCUAUUAAUUGAAAUUAAAUUUGUCUCAAAUGUUCAUGGGAAACUGUAAUGAUGAGAUGUGGUGGUUUUGUGAAUUAGCUUGAGUUCAUAUUUUGUACCAAAGUACUUGUUUCUUUUCUAUUUCCAGGCAAAACCCAUAAGCAUCAGACCCUCUUUCGUUUUUAUUUCCAUGGUUGUGGGUGGAAGGCUAAAGAUGUCUUUUGGGACCAUGGUGAAAUCCUUUGGUUGAAGGUCAUGGAUCAACUUAUGACCAUGAUGUCUGGUACUGGUUCCCUGUCUUAUGAGUAAUGACAAGAAGAGAAACUGCCAUGUACAGGAUGAGGAUUUGCCUCAAUUUGUUUAUGACAUGGAGGAGUGGGUCUCAACUGACAGCGACAUGAUCAGUGAAAAUGAAACAGUAAAAGGUGAUAUUUCUUGCCCUAUGCAACUCUAG